Messenger RNA from Acomys russatus (golden spiny mouse), 1988 nucleotides. It is a transcript of the gene Gpr151, whose product is annotated as G protein-coupled receptor 151. Gene Ontology annotation, molecular function: G protein-coupled receptor activity. Gene Ontology annotation, biological process: G protein-coupled receptor signaling pathway. The record is from RefSeq and is a predicted model, not a curated record. NCBI's taxonomy places the organism in Eukaryota, Metazoa, Chordata, Mammalia, Rodentia, Muridae. Gene Ontology annotation, cellular component: membrane. The transcript has a single exon. Bases 540 to 1808 code for a protein of 422 amino acids.
CAAAAGCAGCAACACCCUGUGGGAACGUGGUGGGAGAGCAGAUUCCUCGGCCCUGUCUAGGCAGACUCUACUAAGCUAUCAAGAGGUCCUCAUGCAUGUGAAAAUUCAAAGGACUUGGAUUAACUGUAGCCUACUAAAUUAUAGAUCACUCUGUACUGAGAAAUCCAGUCAAGAUUUUAGAAAUAACUGAUAGUGCUCCUCCCCUCUCCUGCCUAGCUCCACCCCAGGGGAACAUCCCUACUUACUUGUUUCUCCUCAUUCAUCAUUUAUGGGGAUGUUAUCACUUUAUGGGGCUGGUACUUAGUAUUAGACUUGCUAAUGAGCCUGUGGACACACUCUUGCUGCCUGUCAUUCCAUGUAGUUACAGGUAGACUGUGUGCAGCACGAAAGCUCAGCCGCCGACCUUCCAUUGUCGGCAAACAAGCAAGAGGGUCCAGAGGUGUCAUCAGUGUGGUCAACAGAGGGCAUUUUCCCCCCUUUGCAAAAGAGCCGAGAAAGACCACUUUAACAAGAAGCUAACAUCUGCAGGGAGCAGCUGGAUGGGAAAGGUGAUGCUGGCAGCUGUCUUUGCAGACUCCAAUUCCAGCAUCAUGAACGAGUCAUUUGCUUACCUCCACUUUGCAGGAGGGUACCUGCCGUCUGACUCCAAGGACUGGAGGACCGUUAUUCCGGCUCUCUUGGUAGCUGUGUGCCUGGUAGGCUUUGUGGGGAACUUGUGUGUGAUUGGCAUUCUCCUUCAUGGUGUUUGGAAAAGAAAGCCAUCCGUGAUCCACUCCCUGAUUCUGAAUCUCAGCCUGGCAGACAUCUCUCUCCUGCUCUUUUCUGCACCUGUCCGAGCCACAGCAUACUCCAAAAGUGUCUGGGAUCUAGGCUGGUUUGUCUGCAAGUUCUCUGACUGGUUCACCCACAUGUGCAUGGCAGUGAAGAGCUUGACAAUUGUUGUAGUCGCCAAAGUGUGCUUCAUGUACGCAAGUGACCCAGCCAAGCAAGUGAGUAUUCACAACUGCACCAUUUGGUCAUUGCUGCUAGCCAUCUGGGUUGUAGCCAGUCUACUUCCCCUGCCAGAAUGGUUCUUUAGUACCACCAGACAUCAUGCAGGUGUGGAAAUGUGCCUCAUGGAUGUGCCAGCUGUGGCCAAAGAAUUCAUGUCAAUGUUCGGUAAGCUUUAUCCUCUCUUGGUGUUUUGCCUUCCUUUACUUCUGGCCAGCUUUUAUUUCUGGCGAGCUUAUGGCCAAUGUAAAAAACAAGGCACAAAAACUCAAAACCUUAGAAACCAGAUGCGUUCAAAGCAACUCACAGUGAUGCUGCUAAGCACUGUGAUCACCUCUGCUCUUCUGUGGCUCCCCGAAUGGGUCGCCUGGCUGUGGGUAUGGCACCUGAAGGCCGGAGGUCCACUGCCACCACAGGGUUUUAUAGCCCUGUCUCAAGUCCUGAUGUUUUCCAUCUCAACAGCAAACCCUCUCAUUUUCCUAGUGAUGUCUGAAGAGUUCAAGGCAGGCUUGAAAGGCAUUCGGAAAUGGAUGAUAACCAGAAAGCCUACAGUGGUCUCAGAGGCUCAGGGGGCACCAGCUAGAAACACAGAGGCACUUCAGGACAAGGCUCCAUCUCCAGAGCCCCAGACAUCCAUUGCAGAGACAGAGAGACGUGGCUCUCCCAACUCCAACAAAGAGGAAACAGACAAGGCAGGAGUUCCCAUUCUCCCUGAUGUUGAGCAGUUCUGGCAUGAGAGGGAUGCUGCCCCUCCGGCAGAGGACAAUGACCCCAUACCCUGGGAACAUGAAGGCCGGGAGACAGAGGGCUGCAAUUAACAGACUUAAGUUUCAAAAAAAAAAAAAUCAUGCUUACUUGUACUGCAGCUUAGCAAUAUCGCUGACUUAUAAACUGCCAUUAGAAAUACUUCUUUCUGCAUUUUCAAACUAUAUAAUCUGGUAAGUAGAAUGGCACAUAGUUUUGCUUAAGAAUUCUCUGCCUAAAGAACUCACUUCAAG